Molecule: messenger RNA, 1923 nt
Organism: Nipponia nippon (crested ibis)
Lineage: Eukaryota; Metazoa; Chordata; Aves; Pelecaniformes; Threskiornithidae
Source: RefSeq, a predicted model, not a curated record
AUGGCAGCCCGCUUGGUGCGACGCUGCUGCUGGCGGCACCUCGGUGCCUUCCUCUCUACUCCCUCGGCGGUCCCGGCUUCUCUGCUGGUGCCGGUGGGGAAGGUGGCGAUGGCAAGAGCUCUGCCUCAAGCACCGUUCGCUUUAUUUCGUACUCUGAGCCCUUCCAGCUGGGCAGAUGGAUUCUCAGUCAGAGAGCAGGUGGAGGACAGCGGAAAUCCAGAGCACAAAGUGAUCGGGGAAGUGAUUGAAACGGCCACGAGUCCUCAGGAACUCCUCCAGUUGAGCGAACUCCAUGCUCUUAAUAGCAACGAAGCCUCGCUAAUAAUUACUCAACUUUCCCGCCUUGCAGUGGAAAAAAAACUGGAAACGGAGAGUAUUCUGCAAGAUGAACGUUUCCAACAGCUCAUCACCAUCACGGAUUCCCAGAUUUCUCAGGUGUGGAAUAACACCUUGGUGAACCUCCUGAAGAGCCUCUACUCCCUGGGGGUGAACAGCAACAGGAGGGAGAUGCAGUCGGUGGAGCAGGAGGUGCUGUGGCGGCUGCGGCGUCUCACCUUCAGGCAGCUCGCCUCCCUGGCAGAGUUCUUGGUGGUCAAGCAGGGGAAGGAGAGCAAGCUGCUGAACGAAGUCAUCAAGAAGCUGGAGCUGCGUUGGACAGAGCUUGAGGGCACCCGAACCGUGGUGACGCUGAUGGGCAAGGUCGGGCACGUGUCCCCAGCACUGAUGGACCGGCUGGAGGACAAGGCUCUGGAACUUGCUGAACAGUUCAACCCCGAUGACAUCCGGAAAAUAACGCUGGCUCUAGCCUACCAGAACCGGCGCUGCGUGCCUCUGCUCCGAGCCUUGUCCUACCACCUGAUUCAGAAGCACUUUGAGCUCAGCCUCAACGUCCUGAUGGACCUGAUUUUCGCCUUUGGAAAACUGAAUUUCCACCAGCCCCAGGUCUUCCAGAAGAUAGCCACCGACCUGCACCCCCACGUUCCCACGAUGACGCCCAUCGAGGUGACGCGCUGCAUCAGAUCCUUUGCCCUCCUCAAGUGGCUCAGCCUGCCGCUGUUUGAGGCCAUCGCGCAGUAUGCCAUGGACAGCACCAAGCAGUUGUCGGUCACCCAUCUGUGCAGUAUCAUCCUGUCUUUUGCUCGCCUGAACUUCCAGCCCAGUGGAAGCGAGGACUUCUUCAACAUGGUCCACGAGGAGCUCCAGAGCCAGCUGGACGGCCUGGAGCCUCACCUGCUGACGGACCUGGUGUGGUCGCUCUGCGUGCUGCAGCAGGCCAAGGCUCCCUACUUGCAGCGAGUGCUGGCGCCCGACUUCCACACUCGGAUCCGAGGCGAUCAGUCCCUCAAGGCCCAGAACUUACGGCAGAAGCUCAUCCACAUCAACGCUGCUGCCAAGCUGGAAAGCCCCGACUACCGGGGGCCAUUCCUGCCAGCAGAGAUGCUGAGCCCCGCGGAGCCGGCGGGGGAGAAGGUCACCCUGCUGCAGAGCAGCCUGCGGGAGGCAUUGGCGGGGGUGCUGGGCAGCCGGGACAACGGGCCGGCUACCAGGCUUUAUCCCUCCUCAGCAGAAACCGCAGCCCAGGGCGCGGUUGUGGAUGCCGAGAUGGUGGUGAACAGCGAAAAUAAACCUCUCCCCUUGAAGGACUUUGCUGCUCCCCAUCUGCUCCGCUCGGAAGGGACAAAGCCGCUGCCGCUGGGCGCCAGGAGGGUCGCCUUCCUCCGGUGGGAAUUCCCCAACUUCAGCAACAGAAGCAAGGACCUGCUGGGCCGCUACGUCAUGGCCCGGCGCCACGUCCAGGCAGCCGGCUUCCUUGUGGUGGAUGUUCCCCACUACGAGUUCCUGGACCUGAAGCUGGAGCGGCAGCGGACAGCCUACCUCAAAGACAAGCUCAACAAGGCCAUGGCCAAAGAGAUGGCGAGCUAA